Erigeron canadensis is the source of this 2051-nucleotide messenger RNA. RefSeq names its product cytokinin dehydrogenase 6-like. The record is from RefSeq and is a predicted model, not a curated record. Gene Ontology annotation, molecular function: FAD binding; cytokinin dehydrogenase activity. Gene Ontology annotation, biological process: cytokinin metabolic process. Lineage: Eukaryota; Viridiplantae; Streptophyta; Magnoliopsida; Asterales; Asteraceae. The coding region runs from base 16 to 1611 and encodes 531 amino acids. The transcript has 5 exons.
UUUCCAUAACCGAAAAUGAGACUUUUUCUAUCGCUAAGUAUCUUUAGACAUACCAACUUAUUCUUCAUAAGAAGUUUCAUGAUCAUGUUGUCAAGCUUUCUAGCUAUUCAACUAAACCUCUGUUUUUCAAAUAUCCCAUCUUCAUUAACCACUCUAAGUGUCAAUGGACAUUUUAGUUUCAUCAACAAUGAAUUUGCAGCUAAAGAUUAUGGGAAACAGUUCCAAUUUCUACCCUUAGCAGUCUUGCACCCUAAAACAGUUUCUGAUAUAGCCACAACGGUUAGGCAUAUAUGGGAAUUGGGUCCGAGCUCAGAGCUCACGAUUGCAGCAAGAGGCCAUGGUCACUCCAUUCAAGGUCAAGCACAAGCUCACAGGGGAAUUGUAAUCAGCAUGGAAUCAUUAAAAACACCAAAAAUGCAUUUUGAAAUUGGCGAUUAUUCUUAUGUUGAUGUUUCUGGUGGGGAAUUGUGGAUAAAUAUCCUAAAAGAGAGCCUUAAACAUGGGUUGUCACCAAAAUCUUGGACGGAUUAUUUGCAUUUAACAGUCGGUGGUACUUUGUCCAAUGCGGGAAUUAGUGGACAAGCAUUUAGACAUGGUCCACAAAUCAGUAAUGUCCACCAGCUGGAAGUUGUUACAGGAAAGGGAGAGGUGGUGACUUGUUCAGAACAACAGAAUGCAGAUCUUUUUAGUGGUGUUCUUGGUGGACUUGGGCAGUACGGAAUAAUUACUCGAGCGAGAAUUUCACUGGAACCAGCUGCGCAAAUGGUAAAAUGGAUCAGAGUCUUAUAUUCCGAUUUCACAACAUUUACACAAGACCAGGAGCAAUUGAUUACUGCAGACAAAUCAUUUGAUUACAUCGAGGGACUUGUAGUUAUAAACCGAACAGGUCUCCUUAACAACUGGAGAUCAUCAUUUAAUCCAAAAUACAAUGAUCAAGCAAGCCAAUUCAAAUCAGAAGGAAAAACACUCUUUUGCCUUGAGUUAGCAAAAUACUUCAACCCUGGCAAGGGCGAUACAACUAAUGAGGAAAUUGAGAGCAUGCUAUCUGAGCUGAGUUAUAUACCAUCGACACAGUUCAUGACCGAAGUUACAUAUGUAGAGUUUCUCGACAGAGUUCAUACAGCAGAGAUUAAAUUACAAGAAAAGGGUUUAUGGGACGUGCCACACCCAUGGCUAAAUCUACUUGUUCCAAAAAGCAAUAUACACAAAUUUGCUGAUGAAGUUUUUGGAAAAAUUUUAGCAGAUACAAGCAAUGGCCCUGUCCUUGUUUACCCAGUUAAUAAAUCAAAAUGGAACAACAGUACUUCAGCAGUAUUGCCAGAAGAAGAUAUAUUCUACCUAGUGGCACUCCUAUCACAAGCGAAUCCUUUAUCCACAGGAAAAGAUGGUUUAGAACACAUAUUGACUCAGAAUAAAAGAGUACUAGACUUUUGCAAGAAAUCCCGCCUUGGUGUCAAACAAUAUUUACCACAUUAUGCCACACAAGAUGAGUGGCGGGCCCACUUUGGUCAACAGUGGGAGACCUUUCAACGGAGGAAAUUGGCUUAUGACCCUUUAGCAAUCCUUGCUCCUGGCCAGAGAAUUUUUCAAAAGGGAUCAUUAGACAUAUGACAAAAGUUACAACUAUUUUGAAAAGGCGAAAAUGACCCUUUCAAAGAUAUGUGUGGUGGUCAAGGAGUUGGAAGAGAGGAAAAAUAUAAUCAUGAGCUUCGGAUUCAGUUCACUUGCACAUGAUAGACCCGACUCUUAACAGAAGUUGACUUGAACUUUCCCUUUUCCUUUUUUGAGACUUCAACAAUUGAAAGUAGCUCUUUAGAAGAGUUUGAAAAUCCAAAGCUUCAAGUCAACUUCUUGGAAGAGUUGAACUUCAUUCUUUGAGCAUGUUGCGACACCUUCUUAGUAGCUAAACUCACAAAACAAGUGACUUUAUGGAUUCUAAUUGAUGUAAAUUAAGCAAAAAAAUUUAUUCCUAUUGUACUAUUUAUUAUAUGGUGUGAUGUAGUUAUCAAGUUCUUUGACUCCUUGUAAAUAAAUAUGUACAAUGCAACCAA